Yarrowia lipolytica CLIB122 is the source of this 1401-nucleotide messenger RNA. RefSeq lists its product as uncharacterized. NCBI's taxonomy places the organism in Eukaryota, Fungi, Ascomycota, Dipodascomycetes, Dipodascales. The record is from RefSeq and is a predicted model, not a curated record.
AUGUCCAACUACAACUAUUCGCCGGAUAAUUUCAGUGAUGCAAACGACUUCCUGCCACCACCCAACCCGUCAGACACGCACAUCUCCGUGUCUCCCUUCAUAAACAUCGAAAAAGAUCCCGUUUCGUUCAACUUCCUAGUCCAGGCAGCCAUCGUUGACGCAAAGAACUACCACAUUCUGUCCUACGAUGAGCUGGACGAAAAGAAGAAGGAGCUACAGCUGCUCGAGUCACGAUACGAGACUCUCCUGCACAAAAUUGAGCUCGAAAAGAAGGUCGGGGAGGCUGCCAAAUCGCUCGCACGUCUGCAUGAAGAUGGCAGUAAACGAUCAAGUUUCCUCAAAUCAACCAAACGACACAGCCAACAGGCCACUGACGAACACAUCAUCAGUGUGCGUAAAAUCACCGAAAUGAACACAGACGCCAUUGAACUGCACAACCGCAUCACAGCUCUCAAGGAGACAGUCCUACAACAUUCGGUAGCUGUGCUGGCUUACUCGCAACUCAACCCAGCCGCCGCCGCAGCAGCCCAGGCAGAGGAUCCAGUAAAGGUGGGCAAGCAGCUCGACACGCUGAUCAGCCAGCUAGGUGACGAUCACGUGAUGCAGCAGACUGAGUCCCGUGACCUCCCCGCCAAGGUGCAUGCUCUUUCUGGACUCUGUCAGCAACUGACCCAGCAGUGUCGCGACCAGAUUGACUACAACACAGACAUGCUAGGCCGAGUUCUGGAGUCCCGUGACCAAGCUUUUGACCAGCGGCAGUAUCCUCAUUUCCACGACAUGUUGGCUUAUCUACAGGAGGGAGGAGGAAGUGGUGGUAAUGGUGAGGUGAGCAAGUCACGUGAGGUCGGUGCUGGACAUGAAAUCAAGCCUACUGGAGCUCAUGAGAUGGGUCAGACACGUGAUGUGGUGUCUACACCUGUGCUCAAGUCAGAUUCGCGUGACUUGCUUGAUCUGCAGGAUGCCCUUCGAUCACACAAAUUUGCAUCUUCUGCUCAGAUUCAGGAUCUCAAUUCUGAGUUGACGCUCGCCACAGAACAGGUCUCAGAGUACCGAGACAAGUGUGAUUCUCUGAGUCGGGAACUGGACUCUGUUGUGCAGUCGCUUGAGGACCUGACUGUUCAGACUGUGGAUUAUGAGUCAGAGCGGCAGAAGAUGGAAGAUCAGAUUAACCAGUUGCGAAGCAAACUGCAAGAGGCUGGUACUUCACGAGCGGUGACUGGGUUGGAGGCUUCUGGGGGUUCCGAAUCUGAGUCGGUGACCAUGUUGGUGCACAAGUUCAGAGACCAGAUUCGCACCAUGCGCGAGGAGCACUUACAGGAGUUACAGAAGGAGCAGGAUGAAAAAAAGAAGCUGGUCAGCGUGGUCCGAGAGAUCAAACGAUCCAGUUACAUCCGGGCUUAG